AUGGCACCGAUUAAUUCGAAUCUAAACGACAAAGCAAAAUCUCAACAAAACGAUCAGAUGGGGAAAAUGAAUAAUAUUGGUCAAACUCAAAAUUUUCCUUCAUUCACACUACAACACCCAUUAAUGCCUUCAUUAUCAUACCAACAACAACAACAAUAUCAAAUGCUCCCGAAUUACACCAACCCAAUGUCCAAUCCUUCUAAUUCGAUAAAUCAACCUCAAAUGUUCCCGGCUUACCCUAAUCCAAUGUUGAAUCCGUCCAAUUCAACAACUCAACCUCAAAUGCUCCCGAAUUACCCUAAUCCAAUGUCCAAUCCUAACGAUACAACAACUCAACCAAAACUUGAAAAAUGUGGGUGGGUGGUUGGAAAUAUUUCUUUUCAAGGUGGAAUUAACACUUCCGAACUUCAUGUUAAUUUAAGAAAUAACAUUACAGUUGGAAAAGUGAAUAAAUUAUUGACUAAAACCACCUUAGAUACGUUUAAAUUUAUUGAAGAAUUAUUAGUUGAUUAUCCUUCAAAGAAGGUUGUUCAAGAUGGAGGUCAAAUGAAGAAAGAAAUACAAGAAUCGGAAACUAUGCAUAAAAAGGAGAUUGAAGAUUUAAAAAAAGAAUGUGAAAAAAUGAAGGUUAAGUGUUCUAAUUGGGAAUAUAAAUAUGGAAUGUUGCUUCGACAAAUUAAUAAAAUGAAGAAAAAUGAAAGUGGAAAAAAUAAAGAAGAGGAAAAGAGUAAAGAUAAGGCCAUAUUGGAUGUUGUUGAUGUUGUUGAAGACGAGGAUCCGGAAAUUAUUAAUGAUUUUGACUUACUUCAAGAUGAUAAAAUUGAAGAGGAGGAAUCUUCAACAUGUUCAACAUGUUCAACAUGUUCAAGUAAAAUAAUGGGGAAAAAAGUUUGAAAAUUGAAUAAGAUAAAAAGGGGGAUUUUUUAAUUUUUUUGUAACGUUUAAAAGUUGGAUGUAUUUGAGUUAUUUUUUUUUUAUUUUCUUACUUGAUUUUAUA
Messenger RNA from Meloidogyne enterolobii, 997 nucleotides. NCBI's taxonomy places the organism in Eukaryota, Metazoa, Nematoda, Chromadorea, Rhabditida, Meloidogynidae. The record is from the annotation of a GenBank genome assembly.